Messenger RNA from Peromyscus californicus insignis, 2600 nucleotides. RefSeq names its product molybdenum cofactor synthesis 1 (gene Mocs1). The transcript is spliced from 11 exons. Gene Ontology annotation, molecular function: metal ion binding; GTP 3',8'-cyclase activity; 4 iron, 4 sulfur cluster binding. Bases 81 to 1991 code for a protein of 636 amino acids. NCBI's taxonomy places the organism in Eukaryota, Metazoa, Chordata, Mammalia, Rodentia, Cricetidae. The record is from RefSeq and is a predicted model, not a curated record. Gene Ontology annotation, biological process: Mo-molybdopterin cofactor biosynthetic process.
CGAAGUGACCCCGUGUCAGGUCCCGGGCUACAGUGCUCCCGAGGCCCACUCCAGGCCAGGCACUUCCCUUUGCUAGCUUCAUGGCGGCGCGGUCUGCCUUCCGGAUGCUGCGGCGGCUCCUGAAGUCCAGCACCCGGGGCUGCAGCUCGGGGGCUCCGGUGACGCAGCCCCGCCCCGGGGAGCCCUCGCGACCUGCCAGGGAGGAGCUGUCCAUGAGGCUGCAGUUCCUCCAGGAGCAUGCUGCUCCCUUCUCUGCCUUCCUCACGGACAGCUUUGGCCGGCAGCACAGUUACCUGCGGAUCUCUCUCACAGAGAAGUGCAACCUCCGAUGCCGAUAUUGCAUGCCUGAGGAGGGUGUGUCCCUGACCCCCAAGGCUGACUUAUUGACCACAGAGGAGAUCCUGACCCUUGCUCGGCUCUUUGUGAAAGAAGGUGUGGAUAAGAUCCGUCUCACAGGUGGAGAGCCCCUCAUCCGGCCAGAUGUGGUGGAUAUCGUGGCACGACUUCAUCGGCUGGAAGGGCUGAGAACCAUUGGUGUCACCACCAAUGGCAUCAACCUAGCCCGGCUGCUGCCCCAGCUCCAGAAGGCAGGGCUCAAUGCUGUGAACAUCAGCCUGGACACUCUGGUUCCUGCUAAGUUCGAGUUCAUUGUCCGCAGAAAAGGCUUCCACAAAGUCAUGGAGGGUGUCCACAAAGCCAUUGAGCUGGGUUACAAGCCUGUGAAGGUGAACUGUGUGGUGAUGCGAGGCCUGAAUGAAGAUGAGCUUCUGGACUUUGUGGCCUUGACAGAGCAUCUUCCCCUGGAUGUGCGCUUCAUUGAGUACAUGCCAUUUGACGGCAACAAGUGGAACUUCAGGAAGAUGGUUAGCUACAAGGAGAUGCUGGACACCAUCCAACAGCAGUGGCCAGAGCUGGAGAAGCUGCCGGAGGAGGAUUCCAGCACAGCCAAGGCCUUUAAGAUCCCUGGCUUCCAAGGUCAGAUCAGCUUCAUCACGUCCAUGUCAGAGCAUUUCUGUGGGACCUGCAACCGGCUACGCAUCACAGCUGAUGGGAACCUCAAGGUCUGCCUCUUCGGGAACUCCGAGGUGUCCCUGCGGGACCACCUGCGUGCCGGGGCCUCUGAGGAGGAGCUUCUGAGAAUCAUUGGGGCAGCCGUGGGUAGGAAGAAGCGGCAACAUGCAGGCAUGUUCAAUAUUGCCCAGAUGAAGAACCGGCCCAUGAUCCUCAUCGGGUUGCCUUGGAUGCUUCGAGAUUCCCCACCAGCUAGUUGGAGCACUCUCUCCCGGGAUCCCCCCCAUGUUCGAAAUCUGAGUGUCAGAGAGAAUCUCUCUGACCAGAUGGCAACUUUGUGGAAAAGACUCCGUGUCCCCAUGGCCCUUCCUCUGUCUCAACAGUGCCUGGGGUCCGGCUCCCCUCAGAGACACUACAGCUGCUACCCAGACUCUGACACUCACUCAAAGUGCCUUAGCAUAGGGUCCCAGGACCCUGCUGUCCCCUCAGGACCAGGGCUGACUUCAACUCAGCUAACUCAUGUGGAUUCAGAAGGACGGGCAGCUAUGGUAGAUGUGGGCGGGAAGCCAGACACAGAGCGGGUGGCUGUGGCCUCUGCCGUGGUCCUUCUUGGACCUGUGGCCUUCAGGCUUGUCCAGCAGAACCAGCUGAAGAAGGGCGAUGCUCUGGCAGUGGCCCAGCUGGCUGGAGUCCAGGCAGCCAAGCUAACUAGUCAGCUGAUCCCCCUGUGCCACCACGUGGCCCUGAGCCAUGUGCAGGUACAGCUGGAGCUGGACAGCACGCGCCACGCCGUGCUGAUCCAGGCAUCCUGCCGGGCCCGAGGCCCCACUGGGGUAGAGAUGGAGGCACUGACCUCAGCUGCCAUGGCUGCCCUUACCCUGUAUGACAUGUGCAAGGCAGUCAGUAGGGACAUCGUGGUGGCAGAGGUGAAGCUCAUCAGUAAGACUGGAGGUCAGCGGGGGGACUUCCAUCGGGCUUAAGAGUGCCUCACUCACCCCAAUCAUGUCUCCCAAGGGGAUGCAAUUUGGGUGGAGGAAAAGAUGUCACAUUCCUCUUAAUCUAGUCACUAUGACCUAGGAUCACCCUGUCUCUUUACCACUGAUAUUUAUUAUAACCCGUGAGGUGUCCUCAACAUGAAGACACCUCUGGCCUUGACACCUUCCAGGACUCAGGACUCCAGCGGUGGAAGGUUUGAUACGGGAUACCCCCACGUCAUGUCAUAUUACUUGGCCUGUUUCAGAUGGACAGCUUCAGGCAGCCCUUCUCAUUUAGGGUUCUCUCUUCUCUUCCCUGGGGAGAUAAUAAGGGCUCAUUAAGCAGAGGAACCCACUUUGAGGAAGGAAAAACACAGCUCCCUAAAGAAUGUAUCAGAGGGUCCCCACUCCCUGGCCUCCGGCCCUGCUCCAACAGGAUGAACACUUACGGACUACAACCCCAAGGACUUGUGCCAACCUUACGCACACCUGGGUCUGCUUACUGCGGUCUGCCCACACCUCUCUACUCUGGCACACAUCAGGGAAAGAAGAGCUGAAGGUGACCUUCACCCUCACAAUGCACAAAUAAAGCCACGAUGCCAGCUUUGGAGAUGA